Molecule: messenger RNA, 954 nt
Organism: Chrysochloris asiatica (Cape golden mole)
Lineage: Eukaryota; Metazoa; Chordata; Mammalia; Afrosoricida; Chrysochloridae
Gene: INKA2
Product: family with sequence similarity 212, member B
Exons: 2
Coding region: 1-954 (317 amino acids)
Cellular component (GO): nucleus
Molecular function (GO): protein serine/threonine kinase inhibitor activity; protein kinase binding
Source: RefSeq, a predicted model, not a curated record
AUGGAAGGGCUUGGCUACAGGACCAAGGCAUUUAGAUUUCAUUCUUUGGGCAAUGGGGAGCCACUGGAGGCGUCGGAUCAACCAGUGAUAAUGAUCAGAGGUGUGUGCCGGGUGUCCAUGAAGGAAGUGGGUGAUGGCUUGCAAGACCAGAUGAACAGCAUGAUGGGGGCACUGCAGGAACUGAAGCUUCUGCAGGUGCAAGCAGCAUUAGAACAGCUGGAGAUCUCUGGAGGGAGUCGUGUCCCAGGCUGCCCUGAAAACCCCUGGACACAACCUGAGCCUUCUCAGUGGGAAGGUGGCAGGGGCUCAGCCAGGCCUCUGGCUGGCUCCCCCUCCAAUCAACCUUUUCUUGACAGCAGCAUCAAGUUUUCACCCCAUAGGAGGAUCUGUGGGAGGGAGAGGGCCCCCCUGCCCAGCACACAGCUCUCAGAGCACCAAAGCUCUGCCCAGCAAGGGUCAGAGCACGUGGAGCCAGAUGACUGGACCUCCACGCUGAUGUCCCGGGGCCGGAAUCGACAGCCUCUGGUGUUAGGGGACAAUGUCUUUGCAGACCUGGUGGGCAACUGGCUGGACUUGCCAGAACUGGAGAAGGGUGGGGAGAAGGGAGAGACUGGGGAAGCUGGGGAGCCCAAAGGAGGAAAGGGCCAACUCCGGGAGCUGGGCCGCAGGUUUGCCCUGACAGCAAACAUCUUUAGGAAGUUUUUACGUAGUGUGCGGCCUGACCGCGACCGGCUGCUGAAGGAGAAGCCUGGCUGGGUGAUGCCCAUGGCCUCUGAACCACGUGCCCGACGCUCUCAGAAGGUCAAGAAGCGGAGUCAUCCUAAGGGCUCUGGACAUUUCUCCUUCCCAGGCAUCAGAGAGCGCAAACAAGGGGAAACUCCAGCCACAAGUUGCCCCAAGGCCCUGGAGCCCCCACCCUCUGGCUUUGAUAUUAACACAGCUGUUUGGGUCUGA